Molecule: messenger RNA, 14991 nt
Organism: Oncorhynchus nerka (sockeye salmon)
Lineage: Eukaryota; Metazoa; Chordata; Actinopteri; Salmoniformes; Salmonidae
Product: keratin-associated protein 5-4-like
Exons: 2
Coding region: 2783-3406 (207 amino acids)
Source: RefSeq, a predicted model, not a curated record
ACUACCAUUGUCAACUCUCUCCUGAUAUCAAGUUUCAGGUAAGACCCAAAUGCAGACUGUGUUGAAAUAACAAUGUUUAUUACAGCAACAGGGGCAGGCAAACGACAGGUCAAGGCAGGCAGGUGUCGAUAAUCCAGAGUAGUGGGGCAAAGGUACCGGACGGCAGGCAGGCUCAGGGUAAGGUCAGGCAGAGGUCGGUAAUCCAGAGCAGGGGCAAAGGUACAGGACGGCAGGUAGGGUCAGUGGCAGGCAGAGUGGUCAGGCAGGCGGGCUCAGAGUCAGGACAGGCAAGGGUCAAAACCAGGAGGGCGAGAAAAAGCGAGACUAGGAAAAAGCAGGAGCGGAGACAAAACUCUUGUUGACUUGACAAACAAGACGAACUGGCAACAGACAAACAGAGAAUACAGGUAUAAGUACCCAGGUGUAAGGGGUGCGUGUUGGUGGCAGGGAAGUCAGGUGCAGGAGAACGAACUUGGUAUAAACGGAGUUGUUUAAUAAAUGCUGACAAAACUCCAAAACAACCAAAAUGUACAAAAUAACAAAGUGGGUACUGUAACGGCUUUCUACUGGUGAAGGAGAGUCGGACCAAACUGCAGCGUGUAGAUUUCGAUCCAUGUUUAAUAAAACAAUUUAACACGAAUCAACACACAAACUCAACAAAACAAUAAACGAAACAAAAACCGAAAACAGCCUAUACAUGUGUCUACAAACCUCUAACAAGGACAUCAAGACACACAGGACAAUCACCCACAAUACAACCAAAGAAUAUGGCUGCCUAAAUAUGGUUCCCAAUCAGAGACAACGGUAAACACCUGCCUCUGAUUGAGAACCACUUCAGACAGCCAUAGACUCUCCCAGAACACCCCACUAAGCUACAAUCCCACUAAGCUACACACCACAUACAAAAACCCAUGUCACACCCUGGCCUGACCAAAACAUAAAGAAAAACACAAAAUACUUCGACCAGGGCGUGACAGAACCCCCCGCCCAAGGUGCGGACUCCCGAACGCACCUCAAAACAACAGGGAGGGUCCGGGUGGGCGUCUGUCCAUGGUGGCGGCUCCGGUGCGGGACGCGGACCCCACUCAAACACUGUCUUAGUCCCUCUUCCUCGCGUCCCUGGAUAGUCCACCCUCGCCGCCGACCAUGGCCUAGUAGUCCUCACCCAGAACCCCACUGGACUGAGGAGCAGAUCGGGACUGAAGGACAGCUCGGGACUGAGGGGAAGCUCGGGAGUGAGAGAAAGCUCGAGAGUGAGAGAAAGCUCAGGAGUGAGAGAAAGCUCAGGAGUGAGAGAAAGCUCAGGAGUGAGAGAAAGCUCAGGAGUGAGAGAAAGCUCAGGAGUGAGAGAAAGGAGUGAGAGAAAGCUCAGGAGUGAGAGGAAGCUCAGGAGUGAGAGGAAGCUCAGGAGUGAGAGGAAGCUCAGGCAGGUUGAUGGUUCCGGCAGAUCCUGGCUGACUGGCAGAUCCUGGCUGACUGGCAGAUCCUGGCUGACUAGCGGUUCUGGCAGAUCCUGGCGGAUCCUAGCUGACUGGCGGAUCCUGGCUGACUGGCGGAUCUGGCAGAUCCUGGCUGACUGGCGGAUCCUGGCAGACUGGCGGAUCCUGGCAGACUGGCGGAUCCUGGCAGACUGGCAGAUCCUGGCAGACUGGCAGAUCCUGGCUGACUAGCGGUUCUGGCAGAUCCUGGCGGAUCCUAGCUGACUGGCGGAUCCUGGCUGACUGGCGGAUCUGGCAGAUCCUGGCUGACUGGCGGAUCCUGGCAGACUGGCGGAUCCUGGCAGACUGGCGGAUCCUGGCAGACUGGCAGAUCCUGGCAGACUGGCAGAUCCUGGCCCACUGGCAGAUCCUGGCCCACUGGCAGAUCCUGGCCCACUGGCAGAUCCUGGCCCACUGGCACUUCUGGCGGAUCCUGGCUGACUGAUGGAUCUAACUGAUCCUGACAGACUGGCGGCGCUGGGCAGACUGGCGGCGCUGGGCAGACUGGCGGCGCUGGGCAGACUGGCGGCGCUGGGCAGACUGGCGGCGCUGGGCAGAAUGGCGGCGCUGGGCAGAAUGGCGGCGCUGGGCAGAAUGGCGGCGCUGAGCAGACUGGGAGCACUGGCGGCGCUGGGCAGACUAGCGGCUCCUUGCAGACUGACAGCUCCUUGCAGACUGGCAUCUCCUUGCAGACUGGCAUCUCCUUGCAGACUGGCAGCUCCUUGCAGACUGGCAGCUCCUUGCAGACUGGCAGCUCCUUGCAGACUGGCAGCUCUGGCUGCUUCAUGUUGACUGACAGCUCUGGCUGCUCCUUGCAGACUGGCUGCUCCAUGCAGACUGGCAGCUCCUUGCAGACUGGCAGCUCCUUGCAGACUGACAGCUCCUUGCAGACUGACAGCUCUGGCUGCUUCAUGUUGACUGGCAGCUCUGGCUGCUCCUUGCCGACUGGCAGCUCUGGCUGCUCCAUGUAGACUGACAGCUCUGGCUGCGCUGAACAGGCGGGAGACUACGGCAGCGCUGUAGAGGAGAAAAGCGCUGGCUGCGCUGAACAGGCGAGGCGCACUGAAGGCCUGGUGCGUGGUGCUGGAACUGGUGGUACUGGAUCGAGGACACGCACAGGAAGCCUGGUGCGGGGAGCUGCUACCGGAGGACUGGAGUGUGGAGGUGGCACAGGGCAGACUGGCGGCGGUGGGCAGACUGGCGGUACUGGCGGCGCUGGGCAGACGGGUAGCUCAGACGGCGCUGGGCAGACUGGAGAAAAAGGCUCUGGCAGCGCUGGACUGAGGAGUACUGGUGCCUCUGGAAUGAGGGGCUCUGGCGCCUCUGGCAUGAGGGGCGGUAGCUCUGACAGCGCCGGACAGGCGGGAAGCUCCGGCAGCAGCGCCGGACAGGGGGGACGCUCCGGCAGCGGCGCCGGACAGGCGGGACGCUCCGGCAGCGGCGCCGGACAGGCGGGAGGCUCCGGCGCCGGACAGGCGGGAGGCUCCGGCAGCGGCGCCGGACAGGCGGGAGGCUCCGGCAGCGGCGCCGGACAGGCGGGAGGCUCCGGCAGCGGCGCCGGACAGGCGGGACGCACUGUAGGCCUGAUGCGUGGUGCUGGCACUGGUAUGCCGUGCAUACUAUGCCACGCCAACAGCUUUCUUUCUACUCUGUCCACUACAUCCUCCACACUCUCAGACUCAGCACUCUGCUUCGCCGACAGCUCCAAUUCCAUCCAUGGCUCUGCCCAGGGUCCUUUUCCGUCAAGGAUCUCCUCCCAAGUCCAUUUAUCCAAAGAGUGCAGCCUCUCCCACUGCUGCUGCUGCUUCUGUUGCUUCUCCUGCUGCUGCCUUUGCUGCUGCUGCUGUUGCUCCUGCUGCACCUGUCGCUUCUCCUGUGGCUCCUGCCUGUUGACACGCUGCUUGGUCCUGUGGUGGGUGAUUCUGUAACGGCUUUCUACUGGUGAAGGAGAGUCGGACCAAACUGCAGCGUGUAGAUUUCGAUCCAUGUUUAAUAAAACAACUUAACACGAAUCAACACACAAACUCAACAAAACAAUAAACGAAACGAACACCGAAAACAGCCUAUACAUGUGUCUACAAACCUCUAACAAGGACAUCAAGACACACAGGACAAUCACCCACAAUACAACCAAAGAAUAUGGCUGCCUAAAUAUGGUUCCCAAUCAGAGACAACGGAAAACACCUGCCUCUGAUUGAGAACCACUUCAGACAGCCAUAGACUCUCCCAGAACACCCCACUAAGCUACAAUCCCACUAAGCUACACACCACAUACAAAAACCCAUGUCACACCCUGGCCUGACCAAAACAUAAAGAAAAACACAAAAUACUUCGACCAGGACGUGACAGGUACAAAACCCGUCGCACACCAACACUAAAUAGCACAUCACAUACAAUCAAAACUAUCUCCGACAAGGACAUGAGGGGAAACAGAGGGUUAAAUACACAACAUGUAAUUGAUGGGAUUGGAACCAGGUGUGAAGGAAGACAAGACAAAACUAAUGGAAAAUGAAAAAAUGGAUCAGUGAUGGCUAGAAGGUCGGAUACGCCGACCACCGCACGAAGGAGAGGGACCGACUUCGGCGGAAGUCGUGGCACCAGGGGAUAAUGGGGAGGAUGGGUGACACCUGAAGGGGGGUGGAGACAAGCACAAGGAUAGAUAAAACAGAUCAGGGUGUGACACCUGGCAUGAACUGAAGCCACGUCUCAUGUGCCCACUCCUCCACUGGCACAUUGAAUGUUUCCUCAGCAAAGACUUCAAAUCCUGUCCUGCACUGAAGUCAAGCCUCUGAACACCUCAUUUCAUGCCUCAUACCAUCAUUCAAUCACUGUUUUGAUCCCUUUCCAACACUGUGUAAGUAGCCCUCUCAUUCCCAUUCCACAUAAAUGUCUUUAUUAAAUGCUUUAGGUUUUUGAAACACACGGUCGUCUCUGUGCGUUCUACGCCCAUACCGUAGGUCUCCCAUCCUCCUCAAUUUUUCAAGUCACCAGCUUCCACUGUAUACCAAGUACAAAUACAGUAAAGUACUGUACACACUUUUUCUCUUAGCUAAAUAGUGUUUGUAGACAACUGCUAACUUCAAAGAGUGGGGAAUUCAGGGAGUUGGUCUGAUGGGAAUCCUUGAUGCUAUUGGACUCCCCCUUGCUUGAGGAACAAUAGAGGAUAGCCCCCCCUAGUCAUGUGCUAUGACAUGACUUACCUGGACCACGUAUUGAGAUGUGCUUUUUGUUAUGUAAAUCAGGUGAAAAUGAGACUGGAGUGCUACUUUAAAAUGGUUAUUGUUCAGCAUAUUUACUUUGGGCAGGAUUACGACCCGAGGUAAGCGUGCACAUAAAUGGAACAUAAUUUCCUUUUUAUGGGUAUUCUGAUCUUGAACUAACUUAAGCAUUUGAAUAGCGUGCUAUUCACCUGCUAUUUGUUUUGGGUGGAGAUCAAAUAAAUGAAGGUGUACGGAGGUGUGUCUACAAAUUUACAGUGACACUGUAUUCUGACCUUGACCUAAUUCCCAAAUAAUUCCACCACCUUUACGCAAAGAAAAUCAAUGACUUAAGGUCUAGCGAACCUACUGGUUCCAAGUGGAAAAAGCAUAUACUUUAUUUAAAAAAAUAAAAAAUAACACCACUCUCCAUGUACUGUAAUUUAUAACUUGAUAAGAGCUAUUAAUAAGAGCUAGGUAAAUGAGUAAUCCAUUUGGAUAAGGGAAUUGUAAAUAUAAAUGACACUUGUUUUAGAUAUACACUCAGUGGCCAUGUUAUUAGGGAUACCCUUCUAGUACCGGGUCGGACCUCCCUUUGCCUCCAGAACAGCCUGAAUUCUUUGGGGCAUGGACAUGUUGCUCAUUUGGUAUCAGUGGACCUAACGUGUGCCAGGCUAACGCUUCUCACACCAUUACACCUCCGCCACCAGCCAAUGUUUUUCCACUCCUCAAUUGUCCAGUGUUGGUGAUCGUGUGCCCACUGGAGCCUCUUGUUCUUGUUUUUAGUUGAUAGGAGUGGGACCCGGUGUGGUCGUCUGCUGCAAUAUAGCCCAUCCGUGACAAGGACAGAUUAGUUGUGCCUUCCAAAUGCCGUUCUGCACACCACUGUUGUACUGUGCCGUUAUUUGCCUGUUUGUGGCCUGCCUGUUAGCUUGCACAAUUCUUGCCAUUCUCCUUCGACCUCUCAUCAGUGAGUUGUUUUUGCCAAUAGGUCUGCCACUGACUGGAUUUUUUUUGUUCUUGGUAAACCCUAGACACAUUCGUGCGUGAAAAGCCCAAGAGGCCGGACAUUUCUGAGGGCCUAGAACCGGCGCGGCUGGCACCGACAAUCAUACCACGUUUAACGUCACUUAGGUCACUUGUUUUGCUCAUUCGAAUGUUCAAUCGAACAGUAACUAAAUGCAUUUGCCUGCUUUAUAUAGCAAGCAACGGCCACCGGACUCACUAUCUGUAGGAGCGAACCAUUUUCGUGAACGGGGUGGCCACUGAGUGUAUUUUUUCUUAUAAUCGCUGGAGAAAAAUGUGUAACCAGACAUAUGGCAGCAAACUAAAGCAUAUCAACAUAUCAACUUUCCCACAGUAAAGUUUAUGGAAUGCUGUGCCUUUAUGCAGAAUUUGUCUUAAUUAAUUAUAGGCUACCCCGACUUUCUGUUUCCUAUUUCUAUCAUGUUAAAUUUUAGCAACUGUCAGUAUAGACUGUCAGUAGGUCUAAUGACAUAUAUUCAACUGACAAUUUGAAAAAAAUUGCCUCCAACACUCUACACAGCAAAUUGGAUGCAGUCUAUCACAGCGCCAUCCGUUUUGUCACCAAAGUACCAUAUACUACCCACCACUGCGACCUGUAUGCUCUCGUUGGCUGGCCCUCACUUCAUAUUUGUCGCCAAACCCACUGGCUCCGGGUCGUCUAUAAGUCUUUGCUAGGUAAAGUCCCGCCUUAUCUAAGCUCACUGGUCACCAUAGCAGCACCCACCCGUAGCACGCGUUCCAGCAGGUAUAUUUCACUGGUCACCCCUAAAGCCAAUUCCUCCUUCAGCCGCCUUUCCUUUCAGUUCUCUGUUGCCAAUGACUGGAACGAACUGCAAAAAUCACUGAAGCUGGAGACUCAUAUAUCCCUCACUAGCUUUAAGCACCAGCUGUCAGAGCAGCUCACAGAUCACUGCAUCUGUGAAUAGCCCAUCCAACUACUUCAUCCUCAUACUGUUAUUUAUUUGAUUUAUUUCGCUCCUUUGCACCCCAGUAUCUCUACUUGCACACUCAUCUUCUGCACAUCUAUCACUUCAGUGUUUAAUUGCUAUAUUGUCAUUAUUUCACCACUAUGGCCUAUUUAUUGCCUUACCUCCCUUAUCCUACCUAAUUUGCACACACUGUAUAUAGACUUAUUUUUCUAUUGUAUUAUUGACUGUAUGUUUAUUUCAUGUGUAACUCUGUGUUGUUUCUGUCGCACUGCUUUGCUUUAUCUUGGCCAGGUCGCAGUUGUAAAUGAGAACUUGCUCUCAACUAGCCUACCUGGUUAACUAAAGGUGAAAUAAAAAAAAUAUAUAUUUCUUUACUGUUAGUUCCCUUCAGUUGGUAUAGCGAAACAUUAUCAUUCCAUUUAAUGACAUUGCUUUGUUUAUCUUUAUUUGCUUCCUCGUUAAACACAGUCACAGCCGCGUGGUUGUUGCUGAGGAUCAAAAGUAAUAGUUGAUAAUAUAAAUAAAGACAUGUUGGCAAAUUAAAUCGGUAUGUCAUCCAGCUCUUCUUGGAAAGAGGAAUCAUCAGAAGCAGCCAUUGUAACCAAAUAGUUUAUCAGUCUCGGACAGACAUUUACAUUUUGAAACUUGUGGAUAAAAUCUUUACAGCCCUUAACAACAAUAAAUACACCCUUGGCAUCUUUUUAGAUUUAUCUAAAGUGUUUAACAUGGUUGAUCAUGAAACAUUACUUUCUAAAUUGCCUUAUUACAGGUUUCAUGAUUGUAAAUAUGAUUGGUUAUAUAGUUAUGUUUAUGAGAAAAAAUGUUUUAUGCAAACUGCUGUGCGUCUACUAGGGCCAAGAUAUCCUAUGGUAGACCACAGGGUUCGAUAAUCAAACCUUUGUUAUUCCUAAUCUACAUCAAUGACCUUGCUGCUAUGUCUUCUACCGUACUUCCCGUUCUCUUUGCUGAUGAUACCAAUUUGAUCUAAUCACACAAUCAUUUUUAUUCACUUAUUAAUGAAGCCAACUCCGGUAUGGCCUAAUUUUCUGCAUGGUUCCUGGAUAAACAAACUGUGUUUACAUUUUGAAAAAUCCAACUAUAUUGCAUUAACUAGUAAGAAUAAGAAAUAUUGUUAAAAAAAAAAAAAUCAGAAAAAAAGACAGAAAAGAGAAUUAAAUGGAACAAGUUACAUCCACUAGAUUCUGCUGAGAUCUAAUUGAUGAAAAGUUAUCCUGGAAAGAUAAUUCUCAAUUUGUCUGUAGCAAAGUGAUGAAAUCUGUUGGUAUCAUCAGAAAGAUUAGUGGUUUGGUUUGUCAGGCUUGCUUCCUAACUCUAAAGCUUAAUUUACCCAUAUCUAAUUUACUGUAAUAUUGUCUGGGCCAGUGAAUACAGUUGAAGUCAGAAGUUUACAUACAGCUUAGCCAAAUACUUUCAACUCAGUUUUUCACAAUUCCUGACAUUUAAUCCUAGUAAACAAUCCCUGUCUGAGGUCAGUUAGGAUCACCACUUUAUUUUAAGAAUGUGAAAUGUCAGAAUAAUAGUAGAGAAUGAUUUAUUUCAGGUUCUAUUUCUUUCAUCACACUCCCAGUGGGUCAGAAGUUUACAUACACUGAAUUAGUGUUUGGUAGCAUUGCCUUUAAAUUGUUUGACUUGGGUCAAAUGUUUCGGGUAGCCUUCCACAAGCUUCACACAAUAAGUUGGGUGAAUUUUGGCCUAUGUCUCCUGACAGAGCUGGUGUAACUGAGUCAGGUUUGUAGGCCUCCUUACUCGCACAAACUUCAGUUCUGCCCACACAUUUUCUAUGGGAUUGAGGUCAGAGCUUUGUGAUGGCCACUCCAAUACCUUGACUUUGUUGUCCUUAAACCAUUUUGCCACAACUUUGGAAGUAUGCUUGGGGUCAUUGUCCAUUUGGAAGACCCAUUUGCGACCAAGCUUUAACUUCCUGAGUGAUGUCUUGAGAUGUUGCUUCAAUAUAUCCACAUAAUUUUCUUGCCUCAUGAUGCCAUCUAUUUUGUGAAGUGCACCAGUCCCUCCUGCAGCACAGCACCCCCACAACAUGAUGCUGCCACCCCGUGCUUCACGGUUGGGAUGGUGUUCUUUGACUUGCAAGCAUCCCCCUUUUUCCUCCAAACACAACGAUGGUCAUUAUGGCCAAACAGUUCUAUUUUUGUUUCGUCAGACCAGAGGACAUUUCUCCAAAACGUACGAUCUUGUCCCCGUGUGCAGUUGCAAACCGUAGUCUGGCUUUUUUAUGGCGGUGAAGAAGCAGUGGCUUCUUCCUUGCUGAGUGGCCUUUGAGGUUAUGUCAAUAUAGGACUCGUUUUACCGUGGAAAUAGAUAUCUAUUUAUAGAUAGAUAUAGAUACUUUUGUACCUGUUUCCUCCAGCAUCUUCACAAGGUUCUUUGCUGUUGUUCUGGGAUUUAUUUGCACUUUUCACACCAAUAUAUGUUCAUCUCUAGGAGAAAGAACACGUCUCCUUCCUGAGCAGUAUGACGGCUGCAUGGUCCCAUGGUGUUUAUAAUUGAGUACUAUUGUUUGUACAGAUGAACGUGGUACCUUCAGGCAUUUGGAAAUUGCUCCCAAGGAUGAACCAGACUUGUGGCGGUCUACAUUUCUUUGCUGAGGUUUUGGCUGAUUUAUUUGGAUUUUCCCAUGAUUUCAAGCAAAGAGGCACUGAGUUUGAAGGUAGGCUUUGAAAUACAUCCACAUGUACACCUCCAAUUGACUCAAAUGGUGUCAAUUAGCCUAUCAGAAGCUUCUAAAGCCAUUUUCUGGAAUUUUCUUCUGACACACUGGAAUUGUGAUACAGUGAAUUCUAAGUGAAAUAAACUCUGUAAAAAAUUGUUGGGAAAAUGACUUGUGUCAUGCACAAAGUAGAUGUCCUAACCGACUUGCCAAAACUAUAGUUUGUUAACAAGAAAUACGUUUUAAUGACUCCAACCUAAGUGUUAUGUAAACUUCCGACUUCAGCUGUAUAUGAUAUUGGGAUUACGCAGAGUAUCACACAUGGACAUUUCCUAUGGCCUCAUGGAUUCAUUCAAUAUCCUGAGAUAUGUGUCAUCCUAUUUUCUCUCUUCAUGUUGACAAAUACUGACUGUAUACAUACACUACCGUUCAAACGUUUGGGGUCACUUUGAAAUGUCCUUGUUUUAAAAAGAAAAGCACAUUUUUUGUCCAUUAAAACAACAUCAAAUUGAUUAGAAAUACAGUGUAUACAUGGUUAAUGUUGUAAAUGACAAUUGUACCUGGGAAUGGCUGAUUUGUAAUGGAAUAUCUGCAUAGGCGUACAGAGGCCCAUUAUCAGCAACCAUCACUCCUGUGUUCCAAUGGCACAUUGUGUUAGCUAAUCCAAGUUGAUCAUUUUAAAAGGCUAAUUGAUCACUGGAAAACCCUUUUGCAAUUAUGUUAGCACAGCUGAAAACUGUUGUUCUGAUUAAAGAAGCAAUUAAACUGGCCUUCUUUAGACUAGUUGUGUAUCUGAAGAAUCAACAUUUGUGGGUUCGAUUACAGGCUCAAAAUGGCCAGAAACAAACAGCUCUUUUCUGAAACUCAUCCGUCUAUUCUUGUUCUGAGAAAUGAAAGCUAUUCCAUGUGAGAAAUUGCCAAGAAACUGAAGAUCUCGUACAACCCUGUGUACUACUCCCUUCACAGAACAUCGCAAACUGGCUCUAACGAGUGCCCCGGUGCACAACUGAGCAAGAGGACAAGUAUAUUAGGGCUUUCUCCUAUAGAGCUCCAUUUUUAUGGAAUGGUUUGCCUACCCAUGUGAGAGACGCAGAGUCGGUCUCAACCUUUAAGUCUUUACUGAAGACUCCUCUCUUCAGCAGGUCAUAUGAUUGAGUGUAGUCUGGCCCAGGAGUGUGAAGGUGAACGGAAUGGCUCUGGAGCAAGGAACCGCCCUUGCUGUCUCUGCCUGGCCAGUUCCCCUCUCUCCACUGGGAUUCUCUGCCUCUAACCCAAUUACAGGGGCUGAGUCACUGGCUUAGUGGUGCUCUUUCAUGCUGUCCCUAGGAGGGGUACGUCACUUGAGUGGGAUGAGUCACUGACGUGAUCUUCCAGUCUGGGUUGGCGUCCUCCCUUGGGUUGUGCCGUGGCGGAGAUCUUUGUGGUCUAUACUCUUUGUGGGCUAUAUCUCUCUAAUUCUCUCUUUCUUUCUUUCUUUCUCUCUCUCGGAGGACCUGAGCCCUAGGACCAUGCCUCAGGACUACCUGGCAUGAUGACUCCUUGCUCUCCCCAGUCCACCUGGCCGUGCUGCUGCUCCAGUUUCAACUGUUCUGCCUGCGGCUAUGGAACCCUGACCUGUCGUGCUACCUGUCCCAGACCUAGAGAUACUCUUAAUGAUCGGCUAUGAAAAGCCAACUGACAUUUUCUCCUGAGGUGCUGACUUGUUGCACCCUCAACAACUACUGUGAUUAUUAUUAUUUGACCAUGCUGGUCAUUUAUGAACAUUUGAACAUCUUGGCCAUGUUCUGUUAUAAUCUCCACCCGGCACAGCCAGAAGAGAACUGGCCACCCCUCAUAGCCUGGUUCCUCUCUAGGUUUCUUCCUAGGUUUUGGCCUUUCUAGGGAUUUUUUCCUAGCCACCGUGCUUCUACACCUGUAUUGCUUGCUGUUUGGGGUUUUAGGCUGGGUUUCUGUACAGCACUUUGAGAUAUCAGCUGAUGUAAGAAGGGCUAUAAAGAUACAUUUGAUUUGAUUAGAGUGUCUAGUUUGAGAAACAGACGCCUCACAAGUCCUCAACUGGCAGCUUCAUUAAAUGGUACCCGCAAAACACCAGUCUCAACGUCAACAGUGAAGAGGCUACUCUGGGAUGCUGGCCUUCUAGGUAGUGAUCAAUUAGCCUUUUAAAAUUAUAAACUUGGAUUAGCUAACACAACGUGCCAUUGGAACGCAGGAGUGAUGGUUGCUGUUUCAAAAACAAGGACAUUUCUAAGUGACCCCAAACAUUUGAAUGGUAGUGUAUGUGUUUUCUCAGCACAUUUAAGAUAGGAAACUGUAUUUAUUCCAGAUAUGCUUCUCAUGGCUGAGGUCCAUAUCCUGAUCUUGAUAUGCUUUUUGAUAUGCUGAAAAUAAGGACGAUUUCUGAUGCAUUUAUGAGUUUUCACCACAUGCUGAAUAAUUUGACAAAUAUGCUAUCCUUAUUUUUCUUUCAUGCACAAAUCAUUUUUGGAUUCCCUCCGGAUAUUGAGCCAUUAGAUAUCUCGAGAGAGGCCUAUGUGGACAUCUUCGUUUCUCUAUAUGAUGACAAAUACUAAGAGUAGGCCUACAUAGGGUAUUUUCUCAGCAAAUACAAUGCAUAUGCUCUUGACUGAUGUCCAUAUCAGGAUCUUGAUAUGUGUUUUGAUAUGCUAAAUAAGGGCCAUUUCUGAUGCUUACUUGAGUUUAAUGCUUAAUGCUUAAUAAUUUGGCAAAUAUUAAAUCCAUAUUCUUUCAGACACUAGCUAUAAUUGUUCUCUUCCCUCUGGAUAAAGGUAUGCGCAAACUACAAACUAAAAGUGCUGUAACUGGUAGCCUAGCAACAAGAAUCACAUAUUUUCUGCUUUUGAGUUCCAACUGUCAUUUUUAAUUUGGGCAGCACAAAUGAGUGUGUGGUCGAACUGACAACUGGAAAAUCAAAGAAGUGAGAAGCUGUUCAGAAAAUAACUCAAAGAAGUACAUGCUUAAGUGAGUAACUAAUUUGAGAUGUUUUAUUUAUCUUAGCUAGUAACUAGAGUCAAGGACGUUAGCUAAUUUGGCCAGCAGCCAGGUGGGCUAGCUUACUAGACUUGAUAGAGGGGUAAAAGCUAACUGGUAGCUUAGCUAUCUAACAAAUAACAAAAUUGACUUCCCUUCAGGGAAUAUUAUUUUUACCACCUAUCAAGCCUCAAGGUCAAAGCUAACAUUUUAAAAUGUUUCGGCAUAUUUUGUAUUACUGGUUAAUAUAAUCUAACUAGCUAACUAACUUAAUCUAACUAGCAAAUUAGCUCACCAUGAAUUAAAUUGGUAGAGUAGCUACCUUGUGGUAUAGUUCUGUGAUAUUACAAUAUUUCCUUGCAAUAUCGACAUUAUUUUGAUUUAUGCAUUGACAGUUUGGAGUGGAUCACAGACCUACAAUACCACCUUAGGUCUUGACUGGUGACCCAAUCUGCACCCGUCGUUCAUACCAAACAGGGUAGGCACGGAUAAUGAGGACAUCCUCAUUGUGCAACACAUCCUGACCAAUGAGGAGGAUUCCAAUCAGGGCAAGUCACACCCAAAUGGAAAUAACCUCGAAAUCGACAAUAAAAUCGAGCAAAACUCCUAUAACACUGUACUGUGCUCUACUGUACUGAUCUCUACUCUACUCUAUUGUGAUUUACUGUGCUGCACUAUAAUGUCCAUACUUGUGAAACAUACAGUAGAUGUCUAUGAUUGGUACAGAUUUGGUCCGAUCUGGACCAACCUAAUUUGGUCGUGUUUGGGGCGGUGUAGAAUAAUAGCCAAACAUGCAAAGGAGGAUAUUACCUUUGUGUACCUAUUUAGGAUACAACACUCUGCAGAGAAUGACGUUCAUAAUUAUGCAUUUCUGUAUAUGUUACCAUCAACUAGGAGUGGUGGGUGGAAUCAGGCGCAGAGAGCAGGGUUCAGUCUUUCUUUCAAAUUUAUUCCCCAGCGCAACAAAACAGUCACGCCAACACUCCUAGUGCAGUCCAAACAACAGGACAAAAUAGUCCGGAGAAUAAAUACACAAUAACUCACACCAUCAAACACAGAGUAACAAAAACAAGCCCGCACAAAUACCCAGCGGGCCUAGUGCACUUAAAUACCCUACAAACAAACCCUAAUACAAAACAGGUGUACCCAAUUACCCAAUAACCCAAAACAAACGGAAAGGGAAUCGAUGGCAGCUAAUAGGCCGGCGACGACGACCGCCGAGCACCGCCCGAACAGGAAGAGGCACCAUCUUCAGGCGAGGUUCGUGACAGUAUAGUACAGAGCAAGGACUCAGGAUGACAUUCUGUUACUGAGUGUUGAUCCACCUACCGUAGUUCAAUAACCAAAAUAAAUGUUUUUAAACUCACGGUGUCAUAUCAUAGCGAACACCCCAUUCUUUCUGCAGACAUCUGUGCAUCUUAAUUCAGAGUAUAUAUUUAACAGAGCUCUGGGAAAACGUGUUCACCAAGAACUGAAGGAGCAUCUGCACUCUUCCUCAAGGGCAUUCGGGAUGGCAGAUGGGGGAGCGUUAGCAUCUCCCUCUGAUUUCAAAGGUUGUAUGUUAGAAACCAGCGAUAAAAAGUUGUUUUUGAUAUUUUUGUUUUAAGCCUAUCCCGAACCUUAACCCUUACCUUUGCCAUUCAGAGUUAAUGCCUAACCUUAAGAAUUUGGAGUUAAUGCCUGAACUUAACCCUUGUGUUGUCUUAAGUGUCAAAAAUGACCCACCACUAUGUUUAACAGCAGACAAAACCCCCUAAAUGAGACUUUUCCUAGAGUGACCCCAACAUUAGAAAAAGUGAAACAUCGUCUUUGUUCAUAUUUCCAUGAAAGCUGUACUCCACCAGGGUACAAAGAUUGUCUUAGGGUCAUUUUUGAUCCAGCAGUUAUAAAAUAAUUUACACAGCACAAAAACCACAAAGACACACACACACACACACACACAUACACACACAAAAUGAGAAAUUGAGAUUAUGCUACUGAUUGAACUGAGCCAGCAGCUCCUGAAGAGGAAGAUCCCCCUGCACCCCUUACACCUGCAGGAGGAUGACUGCCCGCUGGCCCAUGGUCAUCUUCCAUAACAUCAUUGAUGUAUCCUCAUACAAUGCCUUCGUGAUAUGGAACAAGAUCAACCCUACCUGGAUGCCUGAUAAGCAGAACAAGAGGAGGAUGUUCCUGGAGCAGCUGGGAAAGGCACUUGUAACCCCAUACAUUCAAAGAAGGGAGUGCCUUCCCCACACAGCAACCUCUGCAGUGCUUGUGAAAGCUGUUCAGGGGGUUGAAUCUUGUCCUGAUCCACCUGAGGCUGCAGCUGGGGCAGGCAAGAAGAGGAGAUGCCAAUUCUGUCCCCCAAGGAAGGACUGUAAAACAAAUACUUUGUUCUGCACAUCUGAGAAAUACAUCUGCAAAGUCCAUGCACACACACUUGCAUACUGUCUUACAUGUGCUAAUUAGAGUUGAUUGAUUUAUGUUCUUCACGUUCUUCUUUUGUAUCUAUUAUCUUCUUUUAUUCUUAUCUAUUGUUGUUGUUUAUACACCUUGUGGGUGGGGGCAAUGGUUAAAAAAAUGGGAGAAGACAAGUAUUUUGUCGUUGAAUUUCUCAUUGUACGGUAUAACAUAAUAUAUCACGAUGUUGCCAAAAAGGUUCAAGACUCUUAUUGUUUCCCUUCAAUAAAAUGCAUUCAAAACUA